This is a messenger RNA of Perca fluviatilis (European perch), 4744 nucleotides long. It is a transcript of the gene galnt1, whose product is annotated as UDP-N-acetyl-alpha-D-galactosamine:polypeptide N-acetylgalactosaminyltransferase 1. The transcript is spliced from 15 exons. NCBI's taxonomy places the organism in Eukaryota, Metazoa, Chordata, Actinopteri, Perciformes, Percidae. The record is from RefSeq and is a predicted model, not a curated record. Gene Ontology annotation, cellular component: Golgi apparatus. The coding region runs from base 683 to 2413 and encodes 576 amino acids.
GGAGGGAUGAGCACUGAUGCUGCUGCCUCUGUUUGCUCCGCACAUCAGCAGCGGAUCUUCUCUCAGUCAGGCAGCCUCAGGCCAGGCAGAGGCAGCGCGUCCGCCCGGAGAGAGAGAGAGAGAGAGAGAGAGAGAGCGAGAGACCCCACUGCAUAGCGUUACUCCCGGAUUAACCACAAUCACAUUCACGGCCUUUUUAAAUUGAUGUCUCCUCUUAUACCGCCUUUUGACACUGGACGGUGCUCUUGUAUCCGCAUUCAACGCGAGGAACGCCUCAUCCCCGGCUUGGUUUUUGAGGUUUGUCUCGACGACACGGAGAGGACCACACUCCCCCCAUCGUUAGCUCGCUAAGCUAGCUAGCCCGCUAACUUAGCUGUGAUACUUUGUACCGUAUCGGCGUCAGUUUUCUGCCUCGUAGCUAGCCUGCGGUCUCUUGCGCCACAGCGGUGGAUUGAGGUGCCCUGUCACUGUAGGAGCAUGAUCGAGUGACGAGCGAAGGAGGAAGUGGGAUCUCUGACGCUCCGCCCCUUCUGCUGGUGGAGCACCCUGCACAUCUGACUAGAGACCUCUUUAGUCACUUGGACAGGAGUUAUUACGCUGUGUUGAAGCAAGGUGCUUCCCCGUCACUGUUCCCGUGGUCAGAGCCAGAGCCAGAGACGGACAACAUCUGUGUCCCAACAGAAUGCGGAGGUUCGCCUACUGUAAGGUGGUUUUGGCCACCUCUCUGGUGUGGGUGAUGCUGGACAUGUUCAUUUUGCUCUACUUCAGUGAGUGCAACAAGUGUGAUGACAAAAAGGAGAGAGGACUGCCCGGGAGACAAGAUGCCCUGACCAGGCCGCGGGACGGGCCCGGCGAAGGGGGAAAGCCUGUGGUGAUCCCUAAGGAGAACCAGGACAAGAUGAAGGACAUGUUUAAGAUCAACCAGUUCAACCUCAUGGCCUCUGAGAUGAUUGCUCUCAAUCGGUCACUGCCUGACGUCCGCCUGGAAGGGUGCAAGAACAAGUUAUACCCCGAUAAUCUUCCUCGUACCAGUGUGGUGAUUGUAUUUCACAAUGAGGCGUGGAGCACACUGCUGCGAACCGUCCACUCCGUCAUCGACCGCUCUCCACACACACUGCUGGAGGAGAUUGUUCUGGUGGACGAUGCCAGUGAGAGAGAUUUCCUAAAGCGGCCGUUGGAGCAAUAUGUCAGAAGGCUUGAAGUCCCUGUCAGAGUGGUGAGAAUGGAGCAGCGGUCUGGACUGAUUCGUGCUCGCCUCAAGGGCGCGUCCAUCUCCACUGGCCAGGUCAUCACCUUUCUGGAUGCUCAUUGUGAAUGCACAACAGGGUGGCUAGAGCCUCUGCUCGCCCGCAUCAAGCAAGACAAGAGAACUGUAGUGUGCCCCAUCAUCGAUGUGAUCAGCGAUGAUACUUUUGAGUACAUGGCAGGAUCCGACAUGACUUACGGGGGCUUCAACUGGAAGCUCAACUUCCGCUGGUACCCUGUACCCCAGAGAGAGAUGGACCGCCGCAAAGGAGACCGCACGCUGCCUGUCAGGACUCCCACCAUGGCAGGCGGCUUGUUCUCCAUAGACAGAGAUUAUUUUCAGGAGAUCGGCACAUAUGACGCAGGCAUGGACAUCUGGGGUGGAGAGAACCUGGAAAUCUCUUUUAGAAUAUGGCAGUGCGGUGGGACUCUAGAGAUUGUCACAUGCUCUCACGUGGGCCACGUGUUCAGAAAGGCAACACCCUACACUUUUCCUGGAGGAACGGGACAGAUCAUCAACAAAAACAACCGACGACUGGCAGAAGUCUGGAUGGAUGAAUUUAAAAACUUCUUCUACAUCAUCUCUCCUGGUGUGACUAAAGUGGACUACGGUGACAUCACAUCUCGCACGGCUCUGAGACAAAAGCUUCAUUGUAAACCCUUCAGUUGGUACUUGGAGAACGUCUACCCUGACUCUCAGAUCCCCAGACACUAUUACUCCCUGGGAGAGAUCCGUAACGUGGAGACCAACCAGUGCCUGGACAACAUGGCCCGCAAGGAGAAUGAGAAAGUCGGCAUUUUCAACUGCCACGGCAUGGGAGGCAACCAGGUAUCUGAGGAUGAAAAAAACAACAUAAAGAAACAAAAACUGUCUAGGGAUGCCACGGUUUUUUCUUACACGGCCAAUAAGGAGAUCAGGACAGAUGACUUGUGUCUAGACGUGUCCAAACUAAACGGACCCGUCAUGAUGCUCAAGUGCCAUCACCUCAAAGGCAACCAGCUCUGGGAGUACGACCCUGUGAAGCUGACCCUGAUCCACGUCAACAGUAACCAGUGUCUGGACAAGGCCAGCGAGGAGGACAGCCAGGUGCCCAGCGUCAAAGACUGCUCACCCACACGCUCCCAACAGUGGCUACUCCGCAACGUCACACUACCAGAGGUCUUCUGACCACACUCUGCACACUCCCAAACACACACACUCUCACACACACAGCGGCCCAGGGUAAGCAAUCAGGGUAACAGACGUGUUUAUUAAAAUUGGGCACAAGGAAAGGAGAGACUUCCCAUGAGGGGAUUUCGGGAAGAGAGGAGGACGGAUUGGACGGUACUACCUCUGCCAGAGAUAAGGAGGGAGGAGUGUGUUUGACCCUCCUCGGAGUGACAGAAGAGGAAAGACUCUGUCUAGGAGACGAUGGCUGUUGUUUUAAGGAGAUUUUAACCGCAGAGAGUGACUCACUCGCUGGGCGCGAAUUAUGAGACUGGCCAGUGGAGUCAAGGUUUGCACUCACAGCUUCCCUGGACUAAACAGUCCACCCCUCAUCUCAUCAAUUAACGUUUACUCACUGCCUCUUAUGAGAGUGUGUGCACUUACGUGUGUGUGUGUGUGUGUGUGUGUGUGUGUGUGUGUGUGUGUGUGUGUGUGUGUGUGUGUGUGUGUGUGUGUGUGUGUGUGUGUGUGUGUGUGUGUGUGUGUGUGUGUGUGUGUGUGUGUGUGUGUGUGUGUACUCUGAGAUGAAUGUAUGCUUUGAGAAGGGGGCUGAAUUCCUUGUUGAUUUCUUUCUUUUUUUAUUUAAUUUUUUAAUGAAUUUUGAAAAUGAACUCUUAUGAAGAAGUGUGUGUGUGUGUGUGUGUGUGUGUGUGUGUGUGUGUGCGUGCGUGUGUGUGGUUCAGAGCCCCUCCUACAGUCCUGCAGCAGUGUAUGUCUCCCUCUGGUGUUUGUCCUCGGCAUCUCAUCCUACAGGCAAGCCUCCUCGCUGAGGAAUUUCGAAGGGCCCAUUCAAAGGGCACAUUUAAAAAAAAAAAAAAAAAAAAACAACAGGACCGAACACGAGGACCCGACGACGUCUGCCAUCCGCAGAGAUCUAGAGAUAGAGAAAUAUGUUUGUGAUAUCUUGAGAUUUCUAUGUCAAGUUUUUACAUGGCUUUGUCUGUUUUUACUGUGAGAGUGCAACAGAGCAGUAACCCUAGUCUGUCUGUCCGUCUCUGUUGUCUUUAAAGAUGUUUAACAUAGAGCUUACAGACACACACACACAUACACAGAGGACUCUGCAUAUGUAACUGAUAUUCACUGCCUAAUGUAGUGUGUUAAACUAUAGGGAACUCCCCCAUAAGGCACUACAUAGUCACACACACACCCUGUAUACAUAUAGGAAAGGCUGCACUAGCCUGAUACUUUAAUCCAUAUUGUCAUAUCUUCUUCUCAAUAACCUCUUAAAAAAUACACUCCAAGGGCUUCUUUCCUUCAGUGGAGUGUGUGGACAGUGUGUGUGUGUGUGUGUGUGUGUGUGUGUGUGUGUGUGUGUGUGUGUGUGUGUGUGUGUGUGUGUGUGUGUGUGUGUGUGUGUGUGUGUGUGUGUGUGUGUGUGUGUGUGUGUGUGUGUGUGUGUGUGUGUGUGUGUGUGUGUGUGUGUGUGUGUGUGUGUGUGUGUGUGUGUGCGAGCAUGUGUCUUCAGUACUAAUCCCCAGUCCAUCAGCUCCCUGUUCACUAGGACAAACGGCUCUCAGAUUCCUCGCUGUUGGACAAAUAGAGCCCGUAGCGUAGACUGACGUCAGAUCAGCAUAUCUCUGCGUCCGUUGUACAAAAGAGCAAAAGCUGCUUUUAUUUUCUAAACAUAGCCGAGUCGCCGCACUCUCCUGAGGACAUAUCUACAGUAGGAAAGGAAGCCUGGAAAGCUGUUGUUAGAAAAUCAAAGAGACGUCGCUGAGGUGAGUAAGGAGACUUUAUCAGAGACAGAAUAAUAAUUGUAGAGGGCUGAAGGGAGUGAAAAGAUGAACUGUGGAUUACAACGAGCGCAGCAGCAGCAGACAUAUCUUAAUCCAUAACUACAUAUCUCAUUGUGCAAGCUCACCUGCAGUAUUUCACUAUUCAUAUCUCAGUGAGCCAGACAGCUGAACAGUUACAUCAGUAUGUCAUUUUCAUUUCAACCAUUAUGCUUUCUUUAUUCAGUUUUUUUGUAUCACUCCUGCCAAUCAGAGUAGGAGAGAUGAUUUCAUAAAGGUUGUAACCAUUUGAGGAGGGGUUUACACUGGUUCAUCUUUGUUUUGGACACGAUAGUGACAGGAGGCCGUCGACUAAUUUCAUGUCGGAGCAAGUGACUGCGUAGGGAGGAUGUGAACGUUUUUUGAUUGUGAGACAGAGGGAGUGUAACGAUUGUUCAAAUUUUGGUGGUGGUGGGGGUUUGAGGGUUUGACGUUAACGGACAUGUCUAGGCUUCCACACUGAGCUGAUCCAAAUGUAGAAAAUAAAAGUGAAAAAGUUUACAGAACAAUACGAGGAAAA